AUGAAAAAUCAGAGACUUAUCAGCAAAACUCUCAUUGUCAUGAUGUAUCAACAGUAUGGCGUAUUUUUUCCGAAAAAGAUAGUCCAUCAAGGUGUGUGGGUCACUAGUAGCCGUAUCCGCCACCUAAAAGCUAGUGGUGGUCAACCGGCUACUAGUGAGAUCCACUCAGAGGCUGGACCCGAACUCCGAACACCGCCUGUCCACGUGUUUCAGGUAGGUUUCGGAGUAGACGCUACGCGUUCGGUCCUCGUAUCUGCAAGAAAUGGAAAUAAUGGACGAAUGAUUUUUUUCAAGUACUGCCUGCAGAAACUAUUGAUUAGUCCUCCAUGUUUGUGUGGUCGCUAA
Acanthoscelides obtectus is the source of this 345-nucleotide messenger RNA. NCBI's taxonomy places the organism in Eukaryota, Metazoa, Arthropoda, Insecta, Coleoptera, Chrysomelidae. The record is from the annotation of a GenBank genome assembly.